CAAAGAGUAGCCUUCACUUGCUGAACUGUCGUGGUGCGGUAGUCUCGCUAAGAGCUCAGAGCAUACGGUCCACUGCGUAGGAAGCGAAAACGUAGUCUCCGGGACUAGCAUCGAAACUAGAUGGCGAAGGGAGUAGCAGAGGAUAUCGAUCGGCCUCUGACUUGGGCAGAGAGCGGGCAGUCGAUCCUCAAGCUGAACAUCCGCCAUCUGUGGUUAUGUGGCGUGUGGCCUUUACCCGGUUGCUGGCUGUACGACGCGUACGCCAUUAUGGGCCUAAUAGUAGGAGCCGUGAACGCGGUAGAGAGUGCGGUGUCGCUCUACUUCUACUGGGGAGACAUGGAGGAGACCACGCUGCUGCUUACCAGUAGCGUCAGCAACGGCUGCGGCACCGUCAAGAUGGCUGUCUUCAUGCGAAACCAGCGGCAGUACUUCGCGAUGGCCAGACGCGUAGAGAUGAUGAUGUCUAUGCAGAACGAGUACACCUCCGAGGACCCUGCCCUGGAUGAAAUUCAGCAGGUAGCCCACAAACGCGGCUACCGCCUCACCCUCUUCUGGACGCUGUUGAUGUUCUCGCAGUACUUCGUGUGGUACCCGAUGCCGUUCUACGCGCACCCGGGAGAGCGGCGCCUGCCGUUCGCCCAGCACGCCUGGGACAACAACACCAACCAGUACGCGCUAUCGUACUUUCUGCAAUGCGCAGCGUCGGCGCGCGGCACCCAGCUCAGUUGGAGCCUCGACCUGCUGUUCGUGUCCGUCAUGCUUCUCGUGGCUGCGCAACUGGAGAUACUCUCUCGGCGCAUUACCAGCCUGAAAGAGGAGAGCCACGAAGGAAAGGCAGCAGCAGUCGGGGAGAAAAGCGUGAAAGGCAUGGCGGCAAACAUUUACGAUAACAUGUACGACAAUUUGCGUCUUUGCAUUGAAACUCAUCAGAAGCUUCUCAGCUUUAUCAGAUACUUGGAUGACACUAUGAGUUCCGUUGUAAUGAUUCAAUUCUGCGUUAGCGUCCUCCUCGUGUGUGUGGCAUUAUUUCAAGCAACAUAUAGUACAGACUCGACUGCAGUGCUUAGGUGCGCGCUCUACCUUCCAAUGCCCGGUAGCCAAGUGUUCCUAUAUUGCUGGGCCGCACACAGUGUAACGGAGCAGGCGGAGGCGGUGUCGCUGGCAGCAUACAGCUGCUCUUGGGUGGGGACGGCCAGACGCAUCAAGCAGUCACUCAGGAUCAUCAUCAGCCGCGCCCAGAAGCCACUGGUCCUCACAGCUGGGCACAUCUACCCCAUUGACAGGGAAGCCUUCGUCUCGCUGGUGAAUGCAUCCUAUUCGUACUACGCAUUGUUGGGUCAAAUGAGUAAACGCUAGACACAAACUCUUUGCAGCUGAAUCGUUGAUGAAUUCUGAUUUCUACAGCUUUCAAUAAAAUCGCACCGUAUUUCCAAAAUUUCGUACACAAAUGUCGGGCUUAGAUUAAAUUUUCUGGUGUUAUGAACAGCUAAAAAAAUUAACCGUUAAUGCAACAUUAAUUAAAACGCCAUUAAUGAAUUGAAAGGAAAGCCACUUAUGUUCUUAGGUGAACUAUGUAAAUUGCAGAGUGUAAUAGAGCGUUUUGUAAAAAAGUUGCUAACGUCACACUAUUUUUUCUAUUUUUAAUAGAAAUCUACAGAGAAUUAUUCACAUAGAAAAGAAAUUUAUAGAAUUGCUGGAUUGAUAACUUAUUUUUUCUAGACACAAUUUUUGCAAUGCAAGUGUUAAAUUUUUAUCUUGAAAAAGAAGUUCCUGUUUCUAUGAACUAAAAUAAUUCAUGGUGAUCACACACAAAGACAAUCCUAUCGAAGAUUCUGUUGAAACAAGAAAAAGAAAACCUUUGCACCAGAGAGAUGAAGCUGUAAAAUUAUGUACCCUGAUAAGAUCUAUUACCAGAGAUUUAAUCAUUUUACUUGUAUCUGAUAGUAAAUGUUUAUUAGUUUUAUAGAAAUGAAAUCUGUACUCCAAAUGCUGUCACAUUAAGGUGCAGAGCUCUCUAAUACUGAAAUGUUCUGUCCACCACGGUAUGUAAUAAUCAGAAUUCCACUUUUUGAGAAUAUUAUUUGUGUUAAUAGAUCAAUUGUUGUUACUGAAAAAGAACUGUAAAUUUAUUAUCAGUCGUUGAGAAAUAUUUUGUCACGUCUGUAAAGUGAUAAUUUUUAUUAUUCUGUAGUACUAUGAAUUACUAACCUCCUUUACUACCAUAAUUUAACGCAAAUAUAAAUAUAAUUCUGGAUACAAGUGAUUUACAUUUGCAACUAUUUUGUACACUUGAUUGAUCGCCUGCAAAUCUUUUACAGCAAAACAUAGGGCUCCAGCGCAUGCACAAGUGAUUUUAUUUGCCCACUGUAAUUGCAAUAUGAAACGAAAUUAGAUUAUCAUACUUAGAUUGACAUAUAUUCAUGUAAUA
Messenger RNA from Schistocerca americana (American grasshopper), 2428 nucleotides. Its product is annotated as odorant receptor Or2-like. The transcript has 5 exons. Gene Ontology annotation, biological process: sensory perception of smell; detection of chemical stimulus involved in sensory perception of smell. The coding region runs from base 121 to 1356 and encodes 411 amino acids. Lineage: Eukaryota; Metazoa; Arthropoda; Insecta; Orthoptera; Acrididae. Gene Ontology annotation, cellular component: plasma membrane. Gene Ontology annotation, molecular function: odorant binding; olfactory receptor activity. The record is from RefSeq and is a predicted model, not a curated record.